AUGCCUAGUUACGACGAGCUCUCAAAAUUGUUCGGGAGUCAUCCUGACUUGGCCAUCGUGCGACGCUUUGGUCCGUUGGCUGCUCAGGUGAUUCUCCAUAUGCAAGCAGAACUCCUCGAGCUUGAGGAUGAUCUCGAAGUCUUGAGGGACUUCGAACUCCAGCAUCCGAAUCUAUCCCAGCAUGCCAAGUCGUGGGAGAAGGCCAAUGAGACCGUCGAUGACGGUGGACGCAGUUUACGCAAAGAGAUCAUUCUAAAGGCGGAGGAGAAAUUGACGAGAUAUUAUGAGUUCCUAUCGCGGACGGCAGCAGUCAUGAGAACAGGGAAUCCUGACUCUUGCGAUCUCGACUUUCUCCGUCGCUGGCUUCAGAACGAAAAAGGCGGCAACAAUUUCCUCAAGCUCUCCGCGAAUGCCGAAGCAACCGCAUGGGACGAAAAUCAGACCGGCGAUCUGAUGGCGCUGAGAAAAAGAUCGGACCGCUUUGCAGCUUGGGUUGCCAAUGCCCUCCUUCCAUUCUACCAUAACUGCCUCGGUCAUCGCUGGCAAAAAAGGAUUGACGACGACUCUCUCGGUCCAUACUACGCCUACGACGACAAGAAGCUGGUGGUCCUGGGAAACGUGCUCUGCACCAUCCUCUCCACCGUGAUCCCGUCCUCCUCGAUUAUCGUUCUUUACUUUGUGCAGAGCAUGUUGUCUCGGCUGCUAUUGAUCAUUGCCUUCAGCUCGCUGUUUUCCCUGAUCAUGGGGUUCGUGGCCCAGGGCAGACGAUACGAAAUCUUCGCAGCGACAAUUGCGUUCGCUGCUGUUCAGGUGGUCUUUGUGGGCGGCGUCACAGUGGGCUCCAGCAGUUGA
Messenger RNA from Capronia epimyces CBS 606.96, 852 nucleotides. RefSeq lists its product as uncharacterized. The transcript is spliced from 2 exons. NCBI's taxonomy places the organism in Eukaryota, Fungi, Ascomycota, Eurotiomycetes, Chaetothyriales, Herpotrichiellaceae. Bases 1 to 852 code for a protein of 283 amino acids. The record is from RefSeq and is a predicted model, not a curated record.